This is a messenger RNA of Hermetia illucens (black soldier fly), 3256 nucleotides long. RefSeq names its product syndetin (gene Vps50). The record is from RefSeq and is a predicted model, not a curated record. Gene Ontology annotation, cellular component: EARP complex. Gene Ontology annotation, molecular function: SNARE binding. Gene Ontology annotation, biological process: endocytic recycling; retrograde transport, endosome to Golgi. Bases 66 to 2891 code for a protein of 941 amino acids. Lineage: Eukaryota; Metazoa; Arthropoda; Insecta; Diptera; Stratiomyidae. The transcript is spliced from 12 exons.
AGUCAAACUGACGUCUAGACAAACGAAAUCCAUCGCUCAAAUGUCAAACAGCUGGACUUUCGAGGAUGGAUGAGAUAAAGACGAAAUUCUUAGAUCUAAUCCAUAAACAGAAUCGCCAUGUUAAGAUUCCAGCAAUGGGAUUUUCGGAUUAUUUCAUCCAGAACGUCUCGAGCACCCCCGACGCAACACCAAAGGAUCGGAAGCCAAAGAGCCUACAAAGCACGGAGGACAAUAAGAUGUCUGACCAGGAGAUCCUCGAGGGAAUCGAACGAAUAUAUUUCGAGGAAAAUGCCGACUUGGCCACCUACGAGCUAAAGAAAUUUGAACAAAACGAACUAACAUGUGAAAAAGUUCAGGAAUCAAUGAUAGUUCUGAAGCAGCAACAAAAAGUAAUUUCGAAAAAGGUACUCCAACAUAUUUUAGAGCAACGCAGUUCUUGCAAUGAGGAGUUCCAGAGAAUUGGUGAUGCCGAAAAAGAACUUGAAGAAGCACUUUGGGUUUGCCGAAAAGCUCGCUCUUAUUUAAGUUAUGCAAAGAAACAUUUAACCACUACGAGCCUCGAAAUACUAGCGACCUAUAGAAAAAGAGAAAUCCUAUUGGAUUUACUAAAAUCUUUGAACGCAAUCAAAAUUUUGAAAACAACUGAUACCGAAUUGCAAAAGCUUCUCCACGACAGCAAUUAUUCGGGGGCGAUAUCUCUAUUGUUAGAAUGCAAAGCAACAGCUUCAGAAUACACCCAGUACAAAUGUGUCGAAUCUCUAAAUCAGAAACUCCAGGAAACGCUGAUGCUAACGGAAUUCCAGCUGGAUAACGUCCUAAAUGAAAUGACUCAGAAUUUCGAUGCCAAGAAAUAUGGAAAGUUACAGGAAGCAUACAAACUAUUGAAUAAGUCACUAAUCGCAAUGGAUCAGCUUCACAUAAAUUUCAUUUCUGCCAUACACUCCACCGUCAAUGUUGUGCUACGUUCAUAUAACGAACCAAGUUCGGACGACAAACAGAAACAACUCUUCGAACAAUUAUGCGAAGGGGUUGCUGCUGAUAAAUACAUUCAAUGUCUGAUAAAUUUGUGCAAAUCAUUUUGGACAAUUCUAGUUUCAUAUUACCAAAUUGUCCUAUGGCACCAGAACUAUAAACUAUUUCCAUCGGAUUCUGCCGAAUGUCAAGAUUCCUACAUACAGGAGAAGUUGAAAAAAGGUCAAUCGCGAGUAUGGAAUGAUAUCCAAUCAAAAUUAUGUACUUAUUUAUCAAGUCAAAAGCUACGCACCUUGAAAUACGAGCAAUUUAUUCAAGUACUCUCUAUUAUACAACGACUAAAGAAAGUUGGAGUUGAAUUUUGCGGUGAAACUUCCAACAAACUUCUGGAAACGAUGCGUCUCCAAAGCACAGAAUUUUUCUACCGCUAUCACGUAUCCUGCUUGGAAGAGAUUUGUCUAUUUCUUGAUCACGAAGCCUGGGUCCCGGUGGAUUCAUUUACAAACAUUUUGCAAUUACAAGAGUUCCGUUCAGUUCGACAUUCAUUACAACGCCGGAAAUCGCCAACUAUAGACCAAAAAGUUGCUGUGCUUACAACUGACGAUAAUGGAGCGGUGAAUGGGAAAAACCACAACAGCGAUGAACUUGUUUCAGUACAUUCUCAAGAUGGAAGCUCGAUAUAUGAGUCCUGUGGAUAUUUUUUACGUUUUUCUGAGAAAAGUUCUCCAUUUGACGGUGGAUUAGAUGCCGCAAUGUUAGAAGAAGACAUCUUGUCAGGGAUUGUAGAUGAAGCAUCAUGUUACUUUUCUGAAGAGAGUGAAGAUGACGAUGUGAAGAAUAGCUUUUUGUCGAAAAGCGAUGAUGAUAGCGAUAGUAAUGUACAAUUAUUCGCUAAUAAUACAUCGCUUAAUGUCCUUCGGUGCAUUGGAAGAUAUUUGCAAAUGUGCAAACUACUUCACUCAAUAUCCCCGCAAAUCAUAUGUUCUAUUUUCGAACUGAUAGAUUUUUAUAUGUUCGCUGUACAUGAAUUGUUUGGGAAGGACUCUGAUGGCCAUAAAAGGCCGGUGCCAAUGGAAAAUUUAUACACAGAGAGAUUGCUUGUUAAAUUGAAAUAUAUUUCCGAUCAAAUUAUUGUGAAAAUUAAAGGAUGGCCCCUAAAUUUUUCAUCUUUGAUAAACAAUGAGCUUAGUAACCCAGAAACGCUAUAUGGUCUCUCCCAGCGGAUAGUUGGGAUUGAGAGUGGUAUCUGUAUGGCAAAACAACUGCAACAAUUACAUAAAUAUUUGGAACAUUUACUUCCGGCAAGCGAUCAUCAGAUUCUCUACGACUAUUAUCAAAAUAUUGAUUAUAUCUACGACGUUUCAAAACCUAUCUACAUGUGUGUGACUUCUCGCGCUUGUGAUCUCCACGGCAUUCUUUCGACUAUGGGGAAAGUUAAGUGGGAUGUGAACCACGUCAGUGUUCAGCACAGUCCGUACAUUGAUACAAUGAAUCGAAGCGUUCAAACGUUUGCAAUGAGAAUGGAGGAAAUCUCUAAAAUUGUACCUGUACCAUUCGAAUGCGUGUGGAACAGUCUAGCACAUGUAACAACACAUCUUCUGGUGGAAGGUUUCUCCAAUACCAAAAAAUGUUCCCCAGGAGGGCGAGCCCUGAUGCAAUUGGAUUUCACACAUUUUAUGUCUAUCCUCGAGUUACUGUCAGGAAUGAAAUUUCCACAGUAUCGAAAUUAUGUGGAUUCAUAUGUUAAAGCAUAUUAUUUCCCAUCUGAAUUGUUGGAGGGCUGGAUACAAGAGCAAUCUGAACGCAAUGAAUAUUCGAGCAAACAAUUAUCAAGUCUGAUAAAUUGCGUUUGCUCCAGUGAUAAACGAAUGAAACAAAAAAUAUUGGGAUUUUUAGGGAACGUUAAUGAAAAUAGUUAAAAUAGAAAUACAAGCGAUGGAGAAGAAAUGUGCAAAGCCCUUAAAUAUUGUAUUUUAUAGCGCGACAAAGAUGUAUUUUAUUAGAUUAUAAUGCUGUUAUUUCCAUUCCUUUUGAUUUGCGUUUACAUAUUGAUAUGGGAACAUUGAAUCUCUGUAAACUUUUCAGAAGCAAAGCUAAGGAGAAUACGAAUAGACUUGACAGAAUCUCCUCUACUUAAACAUUCCUAAUUUAUUGUAUUAUUUUUGUGUUUUUUAAAUACGAAUAUUCUAUCCCUAUGUUGUGACUAACGAUCUCCGCGAAGCAAAAUUUGUUAACAUGAACAAAGUUUAUAAUAUAUUUUAUUGUUUUUUCCUUAUUUGAUAAA